AACGAGCCACCCGGUGACAGUGAGGAAGAUACUGACCCCUGUGUCUAUCUUGUGUUUGCUAUUUAGGUAAAUGUAGUUGGCAGAUUCGACACGGGAAAUGAUUGAGGGGUUUAGCCACGCACGCCUGUUGUUAGCCACGCGAUAACGUAGCACACGGGCUCGACGUUAUAUAUGUAUUUAAUAAAUUAAAGCUACGUUGUUUUUAAUGACCGGCGCGGAACGAAGUGAAUUCGCGUCGAAAGUGCAGCUAGCGUCGGAGGUGGGUUAGCCUAGCGGUGUAUUGUGGGAGAGACAGGGAGCCACAGAGCACAGGCUCACACAUACACACACACACACAUACAAUAUGUGUUGGCUCUCGCCGUAAGGGAGGCAGUAUUCUUCAAGCUAAAUCAUGUAAUGUAAGCGGCGAAAAGGGAGAGCGAUUUCGUCUUUUCACCAAUUCAAGAAAAACCCGCACUCGAUCGGACGAACAAUGUCCAAGCCAGGCGAGAGAAACAGACUGAACGAAGACCAUGGUAGAAAGCAGAGUUCAAGUUUGGCGAACGGCAUGGACAGCAGUCAUCCUGUCUGCGGCUCGGCGGAGAAGCGGAGUCACCACUGGAGAAGUUACAAGUUGAUCAUCGACCCGGCGCUGAAGAAGGGGUCACACAAACUGUAUCGCUACGAUGGACAGACUUUCAACAUGCCCAACUCCGGAAUUCCACCGGUGGACAUCGUCCGAGACCCGAGGAUCGGCCGUUUGUGGACUAAGUACAAAGAAACGGAUUUACCGGUGCCUAAAUUUAAGAUCGAUGAGUGUUACAUCGGCCCCGUGCCUCCUAAGGAGGUGACAUUUGCCAGGCUGAAUGACAACAUCAGGGAGGGAUUUCUCAUGGACAUGUGCAAGAAAUUUGGGGAAAUCGAGGCGGUCGAGAUCCUGUACAACCCAAAGAACAAGAAGCAUUUGGGAAUUGCCAAAGUUGUUUUUGAGAAUGUGAAAGCUGCCAAGGUGGCCGUGCAGUCGCUGCACAACACUUCUGUUAUGGGAAACCUCAUCCACGUGGAGCUGGACCCGAAAGGUGAGAAUCGCCUCAGAUACUUCCAGCUCCUGAUGAAUGGCAGCUACACUCCGAAGACUCUGCCUGUUGGUGGAGAGGAAGCUAGAGAAGUUUCCCCUCGUAGCCUAGCAGAGGCCUUGCUGGCCUGUGAACCCAUCCGUAGGUUGUCAGAAAGCAGCCUGUCAGCCGCGGGAUCAACGUUACCACCCAGCAGCUCCACCACUCCGCUGUCCCUGGAGACAGGCUACUCCAGCCUAAGGCAGGACACACCCCAGUCCCAGGGAACCCCUCACACCCCACGUCAGACAAGUACACCCUUCUCGCAAGACUCAAAUUACUCCAGUCGGCAAUCCACGCCUGCGUACCAGUCCAGUCGGCCUGAGAGCUCCGGAGGAUACAAAUCCCGGAGACACGAGAGUAAGUUCCAGGAUGCAUAUAACCGCAGACCGGAGAGGCCUCAGUACCGCAGCAACAUGUACCGAAGUUCAACGUCUGAACAAGCUCCCUUCAAGCAGCAUCAACUCACCCCACCUGAACCUCCACUUUCCACCCCAUCUUUCACCUACACAACAACUCCUUCUGCUACGCCCACUUUCAAGUCCACAAUACCAUCCUACCAGGCUCCUCUGCCCCCUGCAUUCCCCCCGUCAGAGCCGACUUACCAUCACACAGCUCAAAGGGAGGAGGAAUACCUCCGACCACCACAGCCGCCACCUGAAGCUGCCACUGACUUUGUGCCCAUCAAGGAGAGACCAGAAACUCCUCCAAUCCCGGAGCCCCCACCUGAGCCAGCGGCCCAACCAGCCACCCCUCCUCCUCAGACUCCAGAACACUGCCCCUCACCGGGGUCCCCCACGCUGGAUCCAGAGCGCAAUAGCCUGGAUUCCCGCAUAGAGAUGCUCCUCAAAGAGAAAAGGACAAAACUGCUGCCUUUCCUGGAGGAACGAGAUUCGGACACUGAGGUACGAAUGGUGGGAAGUCCGAUUUCCUCCUCAUCCUCUCAGCUAUCCCCAAUUCCCCCUUACACAAGUGGCGGGCAGCAAAAUUCCCGUCCCUCAAGCACAGGCUUGGAGGAUAUCAGUCCAACACCACUGCCAGACUCGGAAGAUGAGGAGCCAAUUCCUGGAACUGCCUCGCUGGUCAAGAGAAUCAGUUCACCUGUCCAUGAGAAGAUGAGCAACAGUGACCUCAAAGACGGACAUUUCCGAUGCCACACUCCCACUGAUAACAUAGAUACGGCUCAACAGUCGUCGGGAGAAGACAUGGAAAUCUCCGAUGACGAAAUGCCCGGGACACCAAUCAACAGUGGAGAAUGUGGCAAGGGCAUCGUUGUCAACACUGCAGUGUCACCGAUGCAGACCAUUCCCAUGCCUCACCCUGGUUUUCCCCAUCUAGCACACCAAGCCGGCUUCCCAAUCCAACAUCACCACCUGGCCCCUCACUCUGCCGUCCCGGGACAUCCCGCUCACCUGGCUGCUCAUCCUCAUCACAUGCUCGCGCACAUGGCUCCCUACGCACACAGCAUGAUGCCACUGGUGCAAAUGGAGCUAAUGAACUGCCUGCGGUGGGAACAGUGGAGCACAGUUCCCAUGUCCUUCCAGAUGCAGCAGCAGAUGCUGAGUCGCAUCGCUCAGACUAGAGGGCCCUUUCCAUAUCCACAUUUUAUGGACAGUGGCGCAACAGCGCCGUUUGGUGGGCCUUACACACCACUGUCCGUCGGUGCUGCACCUGCGAACGGCAAUGCAGGGACACCUGGGCAGCAAUGGCAGAGUCCCAGUAUACCAAAGUUCAACCCUACUGUCCCUCCGCCUGGAUACGAGGGUAAAAAGGAGGACCCGCACAAGGCCACGGUGGAUGGUGUUCUCUUGGUCAUUGUCAAGGAGCUGAAGGCCAUCAUGAAGAGGGACCUACACCGCAAAAUGGUAGAGGUGGUGGCUUUUAGAGCUUUCGAUGACUGGUGGGAUAAGAAGGAACACUCAGCAAAGACUUCACUGACUCCAGUGAAGGGUGCAGACGUGAAAGAAGAAGAAAGACCCAAACCCAAAGAGACCAUGGGUUCAAGUCUGCUGGAGAACUGGAACAAGGGUGAAGGACUGGGCUAUGAGGGAAUGGGCCUGGGAAUCAGUUUGCGAGGCGCCAUCCGUCUGCCUUCUUUCAAGGUGAAAAGGAAGGACCCACCUGAGGCUGCUGCAGCGAGCGACAGUAAACGAGCCAGACCGUCUACUCCAGUAGACGAUGAGCUGGAGGAUGAAGACCGUGAUCGAGACACAGCCGGGCUCCCCUUGGACAGUUCAACAGUGGACGCCGAUGGCCUGUCUGCAAAGCGACGGCACUCCCGACCACUUGAACUGGACAGUGAGGGAGAGGAGGAGGUGGACACCUCAGGGAAGGAGGAGUCUCUGUCUGACAGGGAGGAAGAACCUGAUAAAACGAAGCCUACAGCCACGCUGUCGACCGGCGAGGAAAGUGGCGACGAGGAGAGCGAUGAUGAGGAGAAGGAAGACUCAUCCAGCGUGAGCGCUUCCUCGGAUUCAUCUGAUGACGAGAGUUCAGCUUCCUCCAAGGCCAGCUCGGACUCCUCAGCAGAGAGCGGAGACUCCUCCGACAACGAGCUAAGCUCAGAAGAUGAAGAGGAGGCAGGGGAGACGGGAGUAGACGACGCGGAGGACAGAGACAAAGAGGCAGUGACGUCCUUGACCUCUUCAUCCUCGGCGUCUUCGUCUUCUGAUGAAGAAGAGGGAGCGGGGGCAGAGGCCAAGCCGCCGAGUCCACCUGCAGCACCAGUCCUCGAGGCUCAUGAGGAUAAGAGCAGCAAAGAGGUGAUGAGCAGCAAGACCAAACGCAGGCCUCCGAGUCCUAAAGAGGAGCCAGUGGAUCUGAAGCCACCGUCACCAAAAGGCAUCGCAGUCAAAGAGCGAGACAUCGGAGAUGGAAACAUUUCCGCAGUGAAGUCUGAACCUCAGGAGCACGUAGCAGCAGCGCCCCUUCGGCCGCCAACUCCCACAGGCUCCCCGCCCGACAGUGACCAGGAGGGAAAAGCCAAAGGUAAAACAAAGCCUGUGGAAGUAGCCUGCACCCCUGGUCAAUUAGCCACACCCCACUUGGAUUCAAGCACACCUGUCCCCAAACCCGUUUCCACACCAGCAAUGCACCUGCCUCUCCCUCCUCACCCUGCCAUAGAAGGUCGUUCCCUGCUUCAUCCACCUCCUGGUCCCCUACCUGACCUCCCACAGCGGCCCAGGCUCCCCACGGACGAGGACAUACCCCGCACACCCGGCAGGGACCUAAUGGACCGAGCUCGGGGUCUUGCAAAGUCCCAGAGCACGGACGCGGUGCCCGUCACACCUGGUGGUGAUGCUCCGCUUACAGGCAGCAGCCUGUUGCUCAGCUCGCCUCACAUCCCUGGCAGCCCCUUCUCUUACCCGGCUCAAUCCCCUGUCCUUAGUGCCGGAGUCCCCCGCACUCCAGGAAGAGACUUAACCUUCACCCCCGUCUUCCCUGACCCCACAGCACUAGCACUUAAUAGAAAAGUAUCCUCCGAGAGCCUGGACGAUAGACCAGUUUUUAAGGAACCACCCAUUAGUGCACUGCCUCAACAAGCCCCGUCAGAGCACUCUGCUAGUGUCCCUGAAGAUCUGCCUUCCGGUCUCACUGUAGACGUCCCUGUGCCAUCAGACACUGCUGCAUCGAAGAAAAAACCUGGACGACCCAAAGGCAAAAAGAUCCCAGCUGCCUCUGAGGCCGAUGAGUCUUUAGAGCUUUCGUCUAAUUCUGCCCCUCUGCCUCAUGAAGCUCGCCUUGAAGAUCUCGCCGCGAAAGUCAUCUCGGCCAAGUCUCCCAACCACAAGAGUCUGGACUUCCGGGAAGGAGACGCAGAGCCUCAGACGGACCUGCCCGGAGAAGACGGCUUCCUGUCCUAUGAAGACGAGGCGCCCGUGAUCGCGAAGCCGACUCGGAGGGCGCGGCGAGGCUGGGAGGAGCUGCUGCUGAACAGCCUGUCCCCGGUCACCACGCCGCCCCGACCGUACUUCAAGCCACGGUCCGACUUUGAGGAGAUGACCAUCCUGUACGACAUCUGGAACGAGGGCAUCGACGACGAGGACAUCCGCCUCCUGCAGAUCACUUAUGACAAGAUGCUGCAGCAGGAUAAUGGCAACGACUGGCUCAACGACACACUCUGGGUCAACCAUCCUCCUACCAACAUCCCUGGAGUGAAGAAAAAGAGGAGAGACGACGGUAUGAGGGAUCACAUGACGGGCUGCGCCAGAAGUGAAGGCUACUACAAGAUUGACAAGAAGGACAAGAUCAAGUACCUCGAGAGCACGCGGCUGGAGUCGGAGGAGCCGCCGGUCGACACUCAGGGAAUGAGUAUUCCAGCGCAGGUCCACGCCUCUACCAGAGCUGGCUCGGAGCGGCGGUCAGAGCAGCGGCGUUUGUUGUCAUCGUUCGCGUGCGACAGUGACCUGCUGAAGUUCAACCAGCUGAAGUUCCGUAAGAAGAAGAUCAGAUUCUGCAAGUCGGGCAUCCACGACUGGGGUCUGUUCGCCAUGGAGCCCAUCGCUGCUGAUGAAAUGGUCAUCGAGUAUGUGGGACAGAACAUCAGACAGGUGAUCGCAGACAUGCGGGAGAAGCGCUACGAGGAGGAGGGCAUCGGCAGCAGCUACAUGUUCCGCGUCGACCACGACACCAUCAUAGACGCCACCAAGUGUGGCAACUUUGCCCGUUUCAUCAACCACAGCUGCAACCCGAACUGUUACGCAAAGGUCGUCACGGUGGAGUCUCAGAAGAAGAUCGUGAUCUACUCCAGGCAGCCCAUCAACGUCAACGAGGAGAUCACGUACGACUACAAGUUCCCCAUCGAGGACGUGAAGAUCCCGUGUCUGUGUGGGGCGGAGAACUGCAGAGGAACGCUGAAUUAAAAAGAAAAAGAAGAAUCUGUCACGGGACGGGGGCGUCAACAACUUCUGCUCCCUCUGAAAGUCUCUCCACCCCCCCGGAACUUCAGCCCCAGACGAGCAGCGACUGAAGAAUGGGGAGGUUUUUUGUUUUUUUUAAUUUGGGAGGAGAAAGAACCUGCACGUGGAACUCCUCGCACAUUGAAAACUCUAGAUUGUUUACGAUUUAUGGUGCUCUUGAAAUGAAAAAAUGCAUAGUUUUUUAUGUCAUGCCAGUGACCCAGAAUUUACAGAACACUUUGACUCCCUGGUGAAGCAUUUCCUCCUCCUCCUCCUCCUCCUCCUCCUCUCAGCGUCGGACAGUGUUUUAACUCGGCUCGCUCUACUUUGAGUGCCGGUUUGUACAGUUUUACACUUAUUUUUUUCCCCCUCUCUCUCUCUCUCUCUCUCUCUCAUUUGUCUCAUAAGCUUUACAUACACCACACAUGACACGAAAACAAAAACACAGCUGCUCACGAACACUGAGACGCACAAGCUCGCGAGGAAAACUCCGACGUCGUUGCCACCCGAGCAAACGGCACGUGAGCAUUUUUCGCUCCUACCUCCUCUGGAAAAGUCAAGCAGCAGAAAGAAAAGAAACCAAGUCCAAUCCUGCCACAAAAUCUACAGAAAUCACACGUGCGCUCACCAGCCAACGAUGGAUCGAGCUGCUUCCUUGUCGUUUAUGCAAAAAGCCCGAAGAGGAAAAGUGCAAAAUUUGUAUUAUUAUUAUUAUGAUAUAUGAUACGAAUGAUAUUCCAGCGUCUGUUUGUUUGUUUGUUUGUUCUUUCUACUUCAGCUCUGCUCGCUUUGUUUUUUUUCCCCUUUCAAAUACACUAUUAUAUUUGUGAGCGUGUGAAUGUGAUAUCGAGUAUUAAAUCAUCUCAUCGUUGGCUGUGAGGGACGGACACCGUGCAGAAGAUUGAGCUUUGAUUGUGUCAUACAAACGUCUUUGUCUUCAGAAGACGGAAAUUCACCUGUAACUAUGGCGACAUUAGUGCUUUCUCACAAACGUGGGUAUUUGAUGAUGAUGAUGAUGAUUCGCUCUCACGUGUGUGUCUUUCCUCAUCGAUUCCACUUUGAAUGCAACACUUUAUUAUUACUCUGACAGUGUUUAACCUUCCCGGCGAGGCAUUAAGUGUUUCUACGACUCAGCAGAUUUUAUGGCAGUCAGUGAGGGGCGGCUCAUCCUUUAUACAGUCAUUAAGAAGAAGAAGAAGAAGAAGAAAAUGAAAGGAAAUGUAUGUGAAUGCACUUGAGGACUUGCACUUCUGUGUUACGCUCUCUUACGUCAGCCCACUCCCUCACCCCCCAACACCAAGUCAGUCAUUGUUCCUCAUUCACGUUUGAUUUUUCUUUUCCACCUGUAAUGUUUAUAUUGUAAAUGGUUACUUGUACAGAAGAUCUAAAGUUUGUUUUUUCAUCUUCACAGGGUUAACACUUUUAAGACGCGUCCUUUCACUCUUUAUCUUUCUUUCUUUCUUUCUUUCUUUUCUUU
Molecule: messenger RNA, 7469 nt
Organism: Solea solea (common sole)
Lineage: Eukaryota; Metazoa; Chordata; Actinopteri; Pleuronectiformes; Soleidae
Gene: setd1ba
Product: SET domain containing 1B, histone lysine methyltransferase a
Exons: 18
Coding region: 473-5956 (1827 amino acids)
Cellular component (GO): Set1C/COMPASS complex
Molecular function (GO): histone H3K4 methyltransferase activity; protein binding; RNA binding
Source: RefSeq, a predicted model, not a curated record